Peronospora matthiolae is the source of this 555-nucleotide messenger RNA. The record is from the annotation of a GenBank genome assembly. Lineage: Eukaryota; Oomycota; Peronosporomycetes; Peronosporales; Peronosporaceae.
AUGACAUCGGCCUCAGAGCUCCGUGCCCAGAACGAGCACUUGACGCGUGAGGUCCACGCACUGCUUCGCCUCAACUCGGUGCUCGAGAUCGAGGCGAACGAGCUCGAAAGCGAGUGUAGUGCACUGCAUUCGAUCGGCAUGGAGAACGUGGAGACCCUGGAGCACGAGCUCAAGACAAUGGACAAAGAGCUCACGUCACUGCAGUCGCAGUGCGAGUCCAUCACGGAGAUCAUUAAGAAGGAGGUCGGGGGCAAGCUGUCGCCUGCUCUUCUCCACACAAUCCAGCGUGUCCGAUGCAUGACAAUGCCGCGGCAAGAACGGGCGUCGUCAUCCAUGGCGUACACUAGCGUUCCCAAAGCUGCGAGCUUCACGGUCUCAGCAGCCGACAAAAUGACUCUGGACGGCCCUACGAUGCACAAGGACAGUCCUCCCAUUUUGUCGUACGCGAACGCCGCGUCCGGCGCCCUUCGGAGUCUGAUCUCGGCGACCCACUCGCACUAUGGGAAUUUCCGGAAACGCAGCAGUCGCAAGCAUAACGACAUCGAAGUGAUCUAA